CGUCAGAGGGUGGUUCGAAGCGAGGCGGCCAUCUUGGUUUUAGGGUCACGAGAGCCAAAUCUUCCGCAUUUAUCGCAGUGAAUAUACAACGUUUAUUUUUGGAUUUCACUGAGUCUGGUUCAGGGUUUGAACUUGAUUUGGUUCAAAAACAAACGAACAAGAUUCGCUUUGUAAAGUGACGGGAGCAGAUCAAACCGUUUACGCCAUGGCUAGUGGGCCAUACAACUAUUCCUACAUCUUCAAGUACAUCAUUAUAGGUGAUAUGGGUGUUGGCAAGUCAUGCUUACUACACCAGUUCACAGAAAAGAAAUUUAUGGCAGAUUGUCCACACACAAUUGGCGUAGAAUUUGGCACUCGGAUAAUCGAGGUGUCCGGCCAGAAAAUAAAGCUACAGAUAUGGGACACGGCCGGCCAGGAGAGAUUCAGAGCUGUGACAAGAAGCUACUACCGGGGAGCCGCUGGUGCCCUGAUGGUGUACGACAUCACAAGAAGGAGUACAUACAACCAUCUCAGUAGCUGGUUGACGGACGCCAGGAAUCUUACCAACCCUAACACAGUGAUCUUCCUGAUUGGUAACAAGUGUGAUCUUGAAGCCCAGAGGGACGUCACGUACGAAGAGGCCAAGCAGUUUGCAGAGGAGAAUGGCUUAUUAUUCCUAGAAGCUAGUGCAAAGACAGGAGAGCAUGUAGAAGAGGCAUUCCUGGACACAGCUAAGAAAAUUUAUCAAAACAUUCAAGAUGGAAGUUUGGAUCUGAAUGCAGCCGAAUCGGGAGUACAACACAAGCCGGCCGCACCACGGGGGAACCAACUCAACACAGACCAGCCACAGAAUAAAGAGGGUUGUCCAUGCUAACGAUCGUCUCCCGUAGAACCAUCACUUCUCUUCGGCUUUCGGCCAAGUCUCUUUUUUUCCUGAUGCUGCUGAGUCGGAAGACGAAAGCCCUUUGGUGUUGUGUCUCAUUUUAAGAACUUUUUCAAGCAAAAACAUGAUAUAAUUUUCCCCAAACGACCGGAUGAACUGGAAAAGAUGACAAAGGGUGUGGACUGAUUAUAAAAGUCAUGUACACGUAUCAGGCUUUGACAGAGAUUGUGCAAUGGUUUUCCGUGCGUCUCUUCUGACAAAUGCAGCCCUCCAACUUUGUUGUCCAAAAGUACAAGAAACUGAAGUGAGAAGAAAGAUGAAUUUUUGGCACAAAGAAAAAAAAAAGUCUUAAAAACUGACGGCUACCAGGUAAGCGUGCAGGGCUGUACAUAAUGUUUGUGGUUGCUAGCCAUGUUGGGUUCAGUAUUAGACUAGUGUUGAUAUUUCUAAUUAGCAUUUCAUUUUCCGCCAAGCAGCGUCAGGAAAAAAAAUGAAGUUUUUCCUCUUCCCUCUGUGGGUGGCACACAUGGAGAACCUGGAUUCUGUGUAAGAAAUAGUCUGUUUGUAAUAAGUGGUACUGUGUAUAAAAAUGUCUUUAUUGAUACGUUCCGUGAUCCCUUUUAUAUUGUUAUAUUAUAUAAAUAUAUAUUUCAUUUAUCGCAUUUUAAGUAGGCUGCACUGAUGAACAUGAUUCUGAAGAGAAACCAAAUGCAGUAAUGUUUAACGAUGCCACUCAGUGCUUAAAUACUGAAAACGGUAAACAUUUACCAACUGUUACACCCAGAUUGUUGCGAAAAGGGCGAAUCAUUGUUUGCGAAUGUUAAGCAAGUUUAGUGCACUUAGAAAGGGUUCUGUACAGGGCUACAGACAGGGCUACAUUAGCAUUUCUGUGAGAAGUGUCCUCGUGACUUCUGAUUUGGACAGAGCAUAUUGAACACCAACAUUCUUGAACUAGUUCGCUCCUGUGUUUGUGGUGAUUGUUCCAAAAUCAUAUUUGUCACUUUACUGGGGCUACAGACAUUUCGCUUAUUGUUUUGUUUGCCUUUUGGACCAAUUUAUGAUUCAGGCUUUUGGUUUUCUGCGUUACACAGACAAGAACACAUGGAGAUCAGUUUAAAAUGAUACUCAUUUUUGGGAGACAAAGCAAAGUACAGUGUCGAAUGCAGAAACUUUUUUUUGUAAAUGAAAGUUGGGGAUCUAGCAUGCAUUUGUGUAUGUACAUGUAUUUUCCCUGGUCAUAAGCAUCAUUUGAUGUGAAAUGUAAUUUUGGGGGGUCUUUUUCAAGUGCCAACUUGUACGUUUUGUAUUAUGAACGUCCGUUUUCUCUCUUCUUUCUUACAUUUAUGGACAGGAGAUACAAAACCCGCAGGAUUUGUAUAAAAACGCUAGAAAAACCAAUAAAUCUAUGAUAUGGAUUACAUUGUAACCACCAUCAGCCACCUGUUAAUCGUCCAAUUCAAGUACAGUUUGGAGGCCCAGUUGUAACAGUGCAAGUAUUGUGCUUGCUGUUACUCCUAGUGACUGACCACCGGGGGCAGUCAUAGUGUUUCUACUAUGACAAGAUCCGGCCAUCUCCAAAUUAUUUGGCUGCGGCUUGAAAUUACACACGAGUCGAUGACGGCUGCACAGCCACUACCUUUAGAGUCCUGCGUAAUUUUGAGCUGCGGCAAAGUAAUCAGGACAUGGCCUUGGGCAUGGAAAGUAAUACCAGGUUACCAACCAAAAUAGCAUGUAGUGUGCAUUGCAGCAGUGCUACAGCAAGUGUAGCAAAUUUUCAACUUAGAGUACAUGUACACAGACCUAUGUUGUGUUUGGACUAUGAAGAGGAACACACCGAUGUGGCCUCAACUACUGUUGAUCGUUGACAGCUUGAACAAUCAUUGUACAGACAUUAUAACAGUAAUCAUUUUGUCUGUUUUAAUUGUUACUUAGUAACUUUGUUGUGACAUGUACGCUAAGGAAUACAAUCUCUGUGAUUGAAGUUACCUAUUUCUUUUGUCGUCAAAUCGCACCAGGUUGUGAGAAAAGUAGGAAGGAAAUCACAUGGUUGAAACUUGAAGCCAUCUCGAAGGUGCCUAAUCUUCAACAUUUUCUCAGAUGCGAGUCUAAAGUUGAUAUUCACCCAACCUCAUUGUUGGAUUGUGUUCCUGUGCAAGUGUUCCUGAUUGAAAAGAACUCUGACAACUUUCACGUUGAUGCUAGUCAGUUAGUGGCAGUCAUGACAAAGUGUGCAAUCAUCAAUGGAUGUACAUAAGUAAAAAAAUGAUUUUCAGCAGACAGAACAAUCUCCUGUUUUCUUGGUCACCGCAGAACUUUAAGUAAAAGCACUGUCUUCACAUAGAUUUUUUAUCCUUUUAUUUUGAUUUCUCAAACUUUGACGCUCUACCCGAUGGCCUGGUAGAUUUUCAAGGCCGUUUUUGUUUCAGCGACAAGCUUAUUCACUUCACAAAAGGUAGAAAAAAUUCACUAGAAGUCUUCCGGGAAGAAGUAGGUUUUGCAACUACAAGGGCAGUUUAAAACAUGUCAUCUUGAUCAUACAAAUUUAAUAAUCAUAAAUCUUGGCACAAGUAAUUAACUAGAUCCAAUUGCUUAUUCAUUUAUGCAGUGUUCGUGGUUUUUACUCCAAAGACUUGCAUAAGUGCACUACAAACGUCUAACAAAAGAAACACAGUUCACUAACAAUAAGCAUCCAUUGUUAUUGCACCGUACUUCUUCUGUUAGAUGUUCGCAGUGGUGGGAAGUCUUGUGCCUAGCUCAGUGUAUUGUAAUUUUGUUGUUUGGGGUGUUUUGCAAGGAAGAAGGACAGGAUAUUGCUUAGUUGAACUUUAUACUCCAAAACAUUAGAGCUUUAAAUUCUAAAUGCACUUGUCAUCUUUGCAUUUCUAAGUACUUUUAUAAUGCUGUUGCAUGUAUUCUUUAUGUGAGAUACAUGGAACUUAUUUCUUAAGUUAAUUAAUUUGGCAUAUGAAUUCGACAGUCACCAACAUUCCUCUAUUCAAUAGAGUUUCUAUUGAAUAUUUAUUAACUGUUUCAAUUUCAGUGCACAUAAAGUUUGUUGGAGCAAUUCUUUAUAGAUUCUCGUGAGUAUUACCUAAAAAAAUACUUCAGCUGACAGUUCACAACCUCUAUCCCAGUCUGUAUAUGAUAAUUCAGUGCAAAAUUACAGGAACUAUAAGCACCCCCGUAAAAGUCAGCAGCACAGGUGAGGUCAACUAACAGUUAAGGCUAGGUCAUAAAGUCAUGGCUGUGGCUAAGAACAUCAUGUGUUUAUUGAAGCCCCUGGUGCACUGCAUACUGCAGCUACAUCUCAUACUCGUAGCCACAGUCAGUUGAUUCAGACACUGUCCAAGGUCCCACAAGUUUGUUUUGUGUGGUAUGUGUUUCUUUAUCAUGUAGAUGAAUCAAUAGGGCAGUUUAGCAUUAUCGAGAAUCACCAAACCACUUGUCUUGUAUAAAAAAAGUAAAAUCUAAUGAAAUUGCAUAACUGUACAGAUUUUUUUGUAAAGUGUACAUGCCCACACAAAGAAUAGCAAAAAUGUUACAAUGUUGGUGUGCUUUGUGAUCUAGAAAAUGUUAUCAAGACAUUUAUGGGUUUUUAAUAUUUUUUCAUCCUUUCUUUCCCCUCGUAUUAACCGGCAGCCAUUUAUUUUUGACACUAGUGAAUGAGGAUUGUAGGCUGCACCAAGUUGUCAUGGCUGAGGCUGACAGUAGCACACGUGUCUAUGAGAAGUGGCUUACAGUCACUAGCCAGUGACUUCCAUAAGCGCGUGUAUGUUGCAUGUUGCAGCCAAGGCUUUCAGACGAAACCAGAAUGAGAUGUAGCUGGUCAGGUCCGAAGCAGUCUGGUGCCUGUGAUGUGGCAAACCAUUGUCCUCCUCACUGUGUCUUCAGGGAACAUGACAUGGAUUAUAGUAACGUAGAAGAAACACUUUUUGUACAACUAUUUUCCUCAGAAUUCAACUGUAACAAAAUCGAGUAGUUUUUGGAUCUUCCCCUCCCUGUCCUGUGUGAACCUCUAUAUUAUUUAUUACACUGGGUUCAUUUGUGUGUCAUUGUCAACUAAUUGUCAGUAUAAUCAGCAAUGCCUAACCUGCCAACACAUUUCAAUUGCCGCAUUGUUUUUACUAUUGACUUGCAGGCAUUACAAUAUCUUGUACAAUGUAAAUUGUGGAUUCAGAGAUAAGUGAAUAAUAAAUUGCUAAUUGAAGAUGUAAGAAGCCAUAACAAAAAAUUCUGCUUUGGUAGGUCGUUAUUAAAGUUGUGUUUUUAUCCACUCUGUGCAUGACCAGUUGAGGGCACUGUUUAUCAAGUCUCAAAUUAUGUGGAGAGGGCAUUUCACUGGUUUCCUGGGUCUUUUAGUCUAUUGUUAACAUGUAGGAAUUGAUAAGCAUCAGGGAAACUUCACCUUAACUGAGACUCAAAAUAUUCAUUCACACAUCUUUAAUCUGCGUCUGCUGUCAACACUGCAACAAUGUAAAUAUUACAGUGACUCAGAAGGAAAUACCAAAAAGCAAGACAGCAAAUAAGGCAGUUUAUUUAUUUUAUUCAUGCUUUCUGUGAUGUGUGUGCAUGCUGCCACUCAUACAAGUAAUAAUGUAAUGGUUGUAAUGGUGGUGUAUUUUCUGUGCGUGAUCAACCUGUAGAAUGAAUUAGAGUAAAACAUUUCAAACCGUCGUUUUUACAAUCCAAAAAGCAGCGCAGUCAGAUGCCAUGUUGGAAACCCAAAACGAGAUGAAAAUAUUAAAAUCGUGAAUCUGAAAAGAUGAAACAUAAACAGCACAAGUUUAAACAAACAAACAGUGCACAGCAGCAGUGUGUUGGAAAGAAAACCAACCUCGCUCCACAUUCUUGAUUUGGCAUGAAAUCAUGCCGAACAAAAUCAAAUUGUAUGUGCUUGAACCCUGUUAUUGUGAGGUAAACCAAGUUUCAUCCUGAAUUCAGAGAAUUGAUUUGACCAUGUGGAUUUAGAUAAGGAACUUAAAGAACUUAAAUCCAUUCAGAACACCUAAUCCUUUGAGGAUUUUGUGAUGCCGCGAGUACAAAACAUUUACAGAAUUUUGGUCAUGAUUAUUGAGAAUUAUUUACAUCAGUUUUGUUAACUUGAAUCAGCAAUAUAUACAUUUCUUGCAAAAUAAAUUUACAAAUCAUCCUUUCUGUAAGCACAUGAAGUAAUCAAUUUGAUUUGGAAUUUAUUCCAAAUAAUCCCCCUUGCGUACUUCAAAACACUUGCAGC
Acanthaster planci (crown-of-thorns starfish) is the source of this 6095-nucleotide messenger RNA. It is a transcript of the gene rab14, whose product is annotated as RAB14, member RAS oncogene family. Gene Ontology annotation, cellular component: phagocytic vesicle; recycling endosome; trans-Golgi network. Gene Ontology annotation, molecular function: GTPase activity; GTP binding. The record is from RefSeq and is a predicted model, not a curated record. Lineage: Eukaryota; Metazoa; Echinodermata; Asteroidea; Valvatida; Acanthasteridae. Gene Ontology annotation, biological process: Golgi to endosome transport; defense response to bacterium; phagosome maturation.